AUGAUUUCUUUGAUGGGUUCGUUCGGAAAUGCCGGUGCUUCAAGAUUUGAGGGUAUUGGUUCGCCUGUAAUUGAGGCUCCCUGUCUCAGAGUGCUGGUGUUACGCUCCUUCUUGGACAGUAUAUGCUUCAAGCAUACCCCUAUUCUAUCCAUGGUGUCGAUUCUAGAUGCAAUUGUGGAAUAUGAGGAGAGUGACGAGCCGAAGCACAGUGUCGAUAUCGUCACCAUGUUCACUUCCCUCCCUGCGCUCCAGCACUUGCAAUUAGGCUAUGAAAUUCUGCAAUUACUCGCUAAGGGUGAUCGUGUCCCCAGAAGGCUUCCCACUCGUCUUCACCACUUAAAAACCUUGGAACUGGGCAAGCUUGCAUUGGAUAGUUUGCACCAGGCCCGUGUUCUUGUUUGUCUGAUCAUGAAUUCUCCCAAAUUGCAAACACUCACCCUUCAGUUUCGUUAA
Molecule: messenger RNA, 453 nt
Organism: Linum trigynum
Lineage: Eukaryota; Viridiplantae; Streptophyta; Magnoliopsida; Malpighiales; Linaceae
Source: the annotation of a GenBank genome assembly